CGGCCUGGGGCGUUGGCUCACGCCCACUGCGCGUGCGUGCGCAGCUUCACCCCCUGGGGCUGGCGCUUAGGCCGCUUGUGUUUUCCCCUCCCACAUCUGGCGUUUAACGCGGGCUCUGGCCUGCCUUGUGUCACACACAUCUGGGCCCCUGCACCCGUGUGUCUGUGGCGUUCCAGGCUGAAGGAGGCGGGGCUGCUAUGCGGAGGACGAGGACUGAAGCCAGAAAGAAACAGUGACCCAUAGGCAAAUGAACAGAGAAUUCAGGGACUGACAAGAACCAAACUUGAGACUGCAUCAGAAUUUGGCUCCAGACUGAUCUGUCACAUCCAGGACCCUGACACAGGAGCAUGGGACUCCAGGAUUUGAGAUAUCUGCAGCUGCUGUGCCUCUUAGAGGCCGUCUCUUUAUUGCCUAGGUCCGGAGCUCUUUUGUGCUACGAGGCCACAGCUUCAGCCUUCAGAGCUGUGACCUUGAAUAACUGGAACUGGCUUCUGUUGAGGAGCAUGGUGUGUAAGCUGAGAGAGGGCUGCGAGGAGACCAUAGUGUACAUUGAGUCAGGGACCACUAGGGGCAUUGUGAGUUUUAAAGGCUGCACCUCAGCCUUAUCUUACCCCCCACAAAUCUCCUACCUCGUGUCUCCGCCUGGAGUGUCUGUCGCCUCCUACAGCCACGUCUGCAGGACCUAUCUCUGCAACAAUAUGACCAACUUGGAACCUUUUGUGAGACUCAAGGCCGAUGAGCUUAAGCACACAGUCCCUUCAGCCAAAUUCUGUCCAACCUGUGUGGGCCGGCACGACCAGGAGUGCCUUCCAAACUUCGUCACCACCCAGGCCUGCCCCUUUACUGCCUCUUCGUGUUACAGUUCCACCUUGAAAUUCCAGGCAGGGAAUCUCAAUUCUACCUUCCUCAUAAUGGGCUGUGUUCGUGAGUCACACAAGCUUUUAGCAGACUUUCAGCAUAUUGGGAGCAUCAGAGUGACUGAGGUCGUGAACGUCUUAGACAAGUCUGAGGCUGUUGGUGCAGGGCACUGUAGUCAGGGUCCUCCUUGGAUCAUCCUCUUAUGCACUCUGCUCAUCUUCAGGGCCUGACCACCCGGAGACUGGAAUGGAAUAAAACCACAGAAUUACCCUC
Messenger RNA from Mesocricetus auratus (golden hamster), 1131 nucleotides. It is a transcript of the gene Lypd4, whose product is annotated as LY6/PLAUR domain containing 4. Gene Ontology annotation, cellular component: plasma membrane; plasma membrane raft. The transcript has 5 exons. NCBI's taxonomy places the organism in Eukaryota, Metazoa, Chordata, Mammalia, Rodentia, Cricetidae. The coding region runs from base 348 to 1088 and encodes 246 amino acids. The record is from RefSeq and is a predicted model, not a curated record.